Oreochromis aureus is the source of this 3218-nucleotide messenger RNA. Its product is annotated as myosin light chain kinase, smooth muscle-like. Gene Ontology annotation, cellular component: neuron projection membrane. Bases 12 to 1019 code for a protein of 335 amino acids. The transcript has 6 exons. The record is from RefSeq and is a predicted model, not a curated record. Lineage: Eukaryota; Metazoa; Chordata; Actinopteri; Cichliformes; Cichlidae. Gene Ontology annotation, biological process: synapse organization.
UUACACUCAUCAUGUUCAAGCUAAAUCGAGUGGCCUUACUCUUCAUUCGGCUAUUAGUGAUGUGGCAUGUCUUUGGAGAAAUUGCUAAAGACGACCACAGAGCUUUGCUAGUGUCCACAGGAGAUUCGGUGAUGCUGACUUGCAACAUAUCUGAGAAAACUGCAACACUGAUCACCUGGACCAACAACAGAUCUGUUUUUCAAUAUUCCAUUGUGCUGAAUCGCUGCUAUUCAAAUUUCUCAUUUCAUAGACUGAAAAUAAAUCAUGAGUUCCCUACAGAGCUAAUUAUUUUUAGUGCUCAACCUGAAGAUGAAGGACUUUAUACAUGUAGCAUAACAGACAGACAUGGCAUAAACAGCAUUACAUGGAAUUUAACUGUGUCUGAGAACCCCAAAGAGAUUCUUAAAGAUGACGACAGAGCUAUGCUGGCGUUCAGAGGAGAUUCAGUGAUGCUGACUUGCAACAUAUCUGAGAAAAAUGCAACACUGAUCACCUGGACCAACAGCAGAUCUGUUUUUCACUAUUCCAUUGUGCUGAAUCGCACACAUUCAAAUUUCUCAUUUCACAGACAUAAAAUAAAUCACGAGUUCCCUACAAAGCUAAUUAUUUUUAGUGCUCAACCUGAAGAUGAAGGACUUUAUACGUGUAAGAUAACAGACAGAAGUGGCUUAUACAGCAUUACAUGGAAUUUAACUGUGUCUGAGAACCGAGAAGAAUCCACUUCAUCAAAGUAUCUUCUACACAUUCUCCCACCUGCAGUUGGAUUCUUUUUAUGUGGCAUCACACUAGCUGUCUUCCUCUGCAGUUCUGACUUAUUUUUCAUUAGAUGCUCCAGGACCCCGAACCACGACCUUCAUGAGAUCAGGACCUUGAGUUUUGUCCAGUAUCAUGUUCAGCUGGAAGGAAAGGUGGUCCCUCCACAACCUCAAAGCUUUGCAGUGUACAGGACAGGAAUCACUUUGAGACGCUCUGUUCAAUCUGUGGCUUUUAGUGUGCUGACAAGAAGAAAGUCCAGAUAAAAGCUGAAAAGGAAACAAGGUAUAGAGUGGAAGGAGAGCUCAGGAGAAAGGUCACAUUGAGUUGGAAAACAAAACAUUACACAUUUCUUUGAAACCUCAUAUAGACGUCUUUUUUCCCCUUUUUGUGUAUAAUUUUAUGAGUUACAGAAAGUUAGGCUUUGGCUCUUGAUUAUUAUUAUUAUUACCUGAUUAUUUUCAUGAAGCUGAAAUUGUAUAUAUAUACAAUUUCCAAUAAGCAUAUAACAAGCAUAAAACUAAAGUCAUUCAGAUUAUGUCUGUUGUGUAAAGAUCUCCAGGUAACUUGCUGGUGAUUUUCAAAGAGAUCUGGACUGACAUUUGCGCUGCUACAACUAACACUUUCUGUAUCUGCAAAUAAUAUCUGAACAUUUGACAUUUUUGGUUAUUUAUCUGACACUGUUGUCUCACAGCAAGAAGAUCUUGAGUUUGAAUCCACGAUUUGACCGUGACUUUUCUAUGUGGAGUUUGAAUGUUGUCUCCGGAUACUCUGACUUCCUCCCACAGUUCAAAGACAUCCUGUUAGUGACAUUAAGUUAAUUGGUGAUUCUAAAUUACACAUAGGUGUGAAUGGGAGUGUGAAUGUAUGUUUUCAGGUUCCAGCCCAAAAAACUGAAUUGGAUCUGUUAUGACACGAUAUGUCACCAAAUUGAUAUGUUGGUUAGCAUAAGCAUGAUUUAAAAGAUGGCCUUAAACUAAUGUAUGUCUGAAGUUAAAACUGAGUUUUUAUUUUCAAAAUAAGUUGUCUUUUUCUUUUUAUACAAAGAAGUGGCUUGUUGUUGCAACAUUUUUACCUGUGCUGGAUUAUGGAGAUAUUCUCUAUUUGAAUGUUUCUGCUCAAUGUCUUCGAAUGGUUGAUAAUGUCUGUCAUGCUUCUCUAAGGUUCAUCACUAAUCGUAAGUUUCAGACUCACCAAUGUGAGUUAUACUGUCAGGUAGGAUGACCUGCUUUGGCCAGUUGGAGGAAGUCUCACCUAUACAGUUUUAUAUAUAAGGCAAUGUUAUUUUACCUUUAAAAAAUAUUUAAACUUAUAAACUGUAAAACCUUGCGCUUAAAUAAAAGAUAAACAAUAGGUUUUUUUUUCUGCAUUACUGUGAGCACCCUAUAUAAAUGCUAUUUUUCAAAGGAUGAAUCAGUCAUUUAUGCUUUGUGUUGGCCCAUUUUUCUGUAGAACCCAUUUAGAGCCCAUUGUGGCAGGAAGUGUUUUAAAAACAAAGUGAAAAAAAAGGGUUUUGUGGUCAUCACUUUGAGAGGCUCAGUUAAAGCUGUGAAGAAAACAGGAAAAAAUUCUGUGAAAAGCUGAACAGAAAACAAAGUGUACAAGAGAAAAGACACACUGGAUCAAUCAUUUUACAGUUCGGACUAAAAUAGAUCUGAACAAUGCUCUUUGCUGACAAUUUCUACAUUUACAGGCAAUAUCUGAAAGCAAUGUUAUCUUGGUUAUUUAAACAAUAUUGUUACUUAUUGGCUGCAGGUGGCAUAGAUCAGUAGGCAAUUUGUGUAAGAACAAUUAAAUAGAUUUCUCUUCCUAACAGUAGUAACACGUUAAUUCCAUUGUAUAUAUACACACACACACACACACACACUGAACAUAACAGAUAAGUGAAAUAGUUUCCUUUGCUUUUAGUGUACUUUCUGGUGCAAUGGACUAGUGAUGUGUCGGUCGUGAACGAAACAGCUCUAGAGCCGACUCUGUAAAGUGAACGACGGGAGCCGGCUCCUUAUUGUGAGCUGUGCUUUUUUCUUCUUCUUUCUUUCACCCUCUCUCUCUCUCUCUCACUUUUUUUCACUUCAAGCUGCACGUGAGCCUUGUGCUUGCACUGAGCAGAGGCGGGAGGGGCGGUAGUUACAUUCCCAGUAGCACAGGAACAGAGCGCGAGGGAGAGAGAGAGAGAGAGAGCCAGGGGCAACAACAAGAGACAAUAUCAUCACAUUAGAAAGGUAUAGUAAUCAUCCACAACUAUUUUCAGUUGCGGAUGAUAAAGGAUUCAGAAAGUUUAUUCAUGCAGUGAAUCCUAUGUAUGCAAUUCCAAGCAGGAAAACACUCUCAAAAUAUCAUCCCAGGCCUAUAUGACAGAGAACGUGCAUCUUCUUUUUGUUUUGCAUAUUUUAAUUUAUAUUUUAUUGUGUUGUGGUUUGCAGUGUUUUGUGUUGUUUCACUUUAAAUUUGUUUAAAAGGAAAAA